This is a messenger RNA of Oxyura jamaicensis (ruddy duck), 861 nucleotides long. Its product is annotated as PH and SEC7 domain-containing protein 1-like. NCBI's taxonomy places the organism in Eukaryota, Metazoa, Chordata, Aves, Anseriformes, Anatidae. The transcript has 6 exons. The record is from RefSeq and is a predicted model, not a curated record. Gene Ontology annotation, molecular function: guanyl-nucleotide exchange factor activity. The coding region runs from base 315 to 854 and encodes 179 amino acids. Gene Ontology annotation, biological process: regulation of ARF protein signal transduction.
GGCCGGAGGGGGGACAGCGGCCGGGGGGACGCGGCCCCCCGCGCCGGGCCGUGAUCGCCGCUGCUGCAGCCGCUGCUGGUGCUGCUGCUGGUGGUGCUGGUGGUGCUGGUGGUGCUGGUGGUGCUGGUGGCGGUGCUGCUGCUGCUGCGGCCCCGCUCGCUCACGCCCCGUUGGCUGGACUUUGCCCAAAGGUCCGAGAGGUCCCAGCCUCCCCGGGUUAGCACCAUGGCAUCUGGGGCCGUGGAGGAGAAGCCGCCCCCCCGCCCGGCUGCGACCACCCCCUGAGCCAGCUGGUUUCUGACUCAGACUCGGAGAUGGACAGCAUGGAGCAGCUGGCCCUGGGCAGCACAGACACCCUCUCCAACGGGCACAAGGCUGACCUGGAGGCUGCCAAACGCCUGGCCAAGAGGCUCUACAACCUGGAUGGCUUUAAAAAAGCAGAUGUGGCCCGCCACCUGGGGAAGAAGUACGUCAACGAGUUCAGCAAGAUGGUGGCAGGGGAAUACCUGAAGUUCUUCGUGUUCACCGGGAUGAGUCUGGACCAGGCUCUCAGGUCCUUUCUGAAGGAGCUGGCCUUGAUGGGAGAGACACAAGAGCGGGAGCGAGUGCUGGCUCAUUUUUCCCAGCGCUAUUACGAGUGCAAUCCCAAUGCCAUCUCCUCUGAGGACGGAGCCCACACCCUGACCUGUGCCCUGAUGCUGCUAAACACAGAUCUGCACGGACACAACAUCGGGAAGAGAAUGUCCUGCUCCGACUUCAUUGGCAACUUGGAGGGGCUCAACGGAGGCACUGACUUCCCCAAGGAGCUGCUCAAGGUAAUUUUGGUUGCUCUCUCUGGCCAUCUAAGCCACUAGAACAAGG